Aspergillus welwitschiae is the source of this 1617-nucleotide messenger RNA. RefSeq names its product Alpha/Beta hydrolase protein. The transcript has 3 exons. The record is from RefSeq and is a predicted model, not a curated record. The coding region runs from base 1 to 1617 and encodes 538 amino acids. NCBI's taxonomy places the organism in Eukaryota, Fungi, Ascomycota, Eurotiomycetes, Eurotiales, Aspergillaceae.
AUGUCAUUCCAAAGCCCUGCCACCACAUGCACGACAGAAGUUCCCACGCUCGGACAGCUGGAGGGAUUUCAGUUCGCGAAUGGAGUGCAACAAUAUUGUGGAAUUCCAUACGCCGACCUGCCCAAACGAUGGACAAGAUCAGUUCUCAAGACCACCUGGGAAAAUUCUAGGCACGAUGGAACAAAAUUGGGCAACGACUGUCCUCGGCCCUACUCCGAAGGGGACGACAGCGACGACCUUGUUCCUGUGCCACCAGCUGCUCACUUUCCAGUUCUUCCUAAGACAGAUGAGUUAACUGGGCUCGUGAUGAACAUUGUUAUUCCUUUCGCGCCAACCUCCAAGAAGCGAAGUCUUCCCGUCAUGGUAUAUGUCCACGGUGGCUCCUUACUCUACGGAGGCGCAAAUCUUCCCAUCUUUGACGCUCCGAUUAUAUGUGUAAACUUCAAUUACCGCGUCGGACUAGGAGGCUUUCUCGCCAGCGACGCCAUACGCCGUGAUUUGCGAGACGACGGCUUUCAAGGCUGCGGCAACUUUGGCUUCACUGACCAGCAAGUCGCAUUCGACUGGGUACAACGAUAUAUCGCGGCUCUCGGUGGAGACCCCGAUAAUGUCACUGCUGUAGGGGAAUCUGCUGGUGGGAUCUCAAUUAGUAACCAGCUUGCAGCUGCUCAUCCACCGAGAUUCCGGCGCGCCGUCUGUAUGUCUGGACUUUCUGUCUCCAUUCCUCCUUGGACUAUGGAGCAACAUGAAACUCUAUUCCAGGCUGUUUGUCGGUAUUUCAAGAUAGACGCGUCACAACCUGAUGUAUUGGAUCGGCUCCGGCAGAUUCCACAGCAAGACAUGGCGAAUGCGACCCCGGUCAUCCAGGGCGUCCUUUCGGGAACGGGCAACCCUUGUCUCGAUGGGUGGUUUUAUCAGACUGACCCCUGUGAGAUACAGACAGCACCAAAAUGGCUUGAAGCAUUGAUGGUGGGAGAUACGUACCACGAAGGGGUCAUUUUCCACUUGAACCUUCUCGACGACGAUUUUGCUUCCAUUCGCCGAAUAUUGUUAGAGCAUAUCAAUGAUGACGACGAGACGGACCAGAUCCUAAGGGAAUACGACAUACACCCGACACUUCCACAUGACAUGCUCCUCGAGCGCGUCGAACACAUGUGCGGAGACGCGGUUUUCAAGAUUCCCAACUAUGCCACUGCGCUGGCAAACUCGGCGCUUCACGACAGGGGUUCUCUAUUCCUGUACCAUUUCGACCAGCGCUCUCGCCUUAAAAGUCCACUAGAGGGAACGGCGUACCAUGCGCAUGAGCUUUUGUAUCUUUUCAGAAAUCUCGAGACAGAGAUGGAUGACGGGGAAAGAGAAAUGGCGCGGGGUUUUGCUGCUGCUUGGAUCAGAUUCUGCAAUGGGGAGGCACCAUGGUCGGCAUCCAAAGCGGAGUGGAAGGUUUGGGGACCAGAUAGUGUUCAGUCUGUUAAAAGCGAGGAGGAGGAUGAAAACGCCCGAUCAUAUAAACGAAUGAAGCGGAUUCUGGGAAUGGGUAACGGGCAGACUUGGAAACGAUGGCUAACUGGAGUGGAUGUGCUGGUGAACAAGAGGAUGAACAUGGGAAAGGCGGCAUAG